AGUUUCAAACCUAACCUCUGAUAUUUUGAUGUGUACAAGUUGUAGUCCGAUUAAAAUGAGUGAAAUACUGUGUGAUAACUUCGAACAGCAGCUGCCGGAGAUAAUCACAGCGAUAAAUAAGUCGCGAUUUGUUGCAAUCGACACAGAAUUCACUGCUUUGUAUCUGCAAAACAGCGAUCAACGCAGUUUGUUUGAUACUCCUGAAGACCGUUAUGCGAAGUUAUAUCGAACUGUUCAACACACAAUACCUAUCCAAAUCGGUUUAUCUGCAUUUUCUUUUGAUCCUGGUGUUAAUAUCUAUCAAUCUAAAACAUUCACGUUUUAUAUUUGGCCUAAACCAAUAAUGAGCAUCAAUUUACUGAUGCAGAUCCAAGCGACAAGUUUCCAGUUCCUAAGCCAACAUGAUUUUGACUAUAAUAAAUUAAUCUACUAUGGGAUACCCUUCCUGAAUAGAAAACAACAUUUCCAAGUACAAAAUGAUUUAAAAGAAGAAAAUUGGCCUAUUGAUUGUGUCAUUGAGAAGUAUUUAGAUGAUAUUGACAAGAAUAUUCACACCUGGUGGAUGUCAGAUAAUGAAAAUGAUGAUAAAUUGAUUAUUGAAUCAUUAAAACAUAAAUUAAAAUAUGAUAUUGAUGCAUGGUAUCAUCUACAGAAUCAUUUAAGACAUAAUUAUCAAGAUGUAAGCAAAAAUAAAAGAUUAUGGACUGAAAAAAGUGAAGAAAAUGAUUUAAUACUCACUAAAGUGACUGACAAAAAAUUUAAAGAGUUAAAUAUCAAGGAUAAUCUCAAAGAAAACACAAUAAGAUCUGCUCUUGGUUUUUCUCGUGUUUAUCAAGCUUUAGUCUCAUCAAAAAAACCUAUUGUAGGACACAAUCUUCUAAUGGAUUUGUUAUUACUGUUAAAUACUUUCGACGAGCUUCCAAUAUCAUACAAAAAAUUCAAAAGUAAACUACACAAUGAUUUUCCCCUGAUAUAUGACACGAAAUGCCUAAGUUUUAAAGUCCUUAGAAAAAUUCCAAAGAAACUAGAAUGGAAGAGGAAUACACUUGAGGAUUUAUACGAAUACUGGCUGGAUGGACGCGGGAAAACAAUGAGUUACAACACGCCGCUGGUAAAAACCGACAUGGUGCUACAAAAUAAUUCAUAUCACCACGCGGGAUGGGAUAGUUACUGCACGGGUUUUGUGUUUGUGCAUAUGGCGCAUUACAUAGCCGCACGUCAAUUGGGAAUAAAAAGUCACAAAUCAAGGAAUAUCACGAGUUCAGAGCAUUUGCACGCUGUGAAAAUGAUUGAGAAUCAAGUGAAUUUGAUUCAAGCAUCCCUGUCACACAUUCAAAUUGAUGGUCCGGAUCCGAAAUCAACGCGUCCACCAUGGUUAGUGGCUAUUUCCUUGGAAAAUCACCUGGAUACAUCUCAAGUUAGGUUAGCGUUGUCAACGUAUAGACACAUAGAUAUUGAACAAAUCACGACACAAAAGGCGAUUAUUGCUGUGUCUUCUGUGAAUGAUGCUGAUGAGAUUCUGGAGAGGUUUUCCAAGCGUAACGAUUUUGUCAUCAGAAAAUACAAUUCUCUACUGCAUAAUAAAUACGCUCAUCAAUUAUUCAAAUUAUCUAUUGGCAUGUGUGCCUUUACAGCUGUUGGGCUUUUUUAUUCCAUGUAUAAACGUAUUUAAAUAAAGAUUUGAAGGUGAUUGUUA
Molecule: messenger RNA, 1696 nt
Organism: Dalotia coriaria
Lineage: Eukaryota; Metazoa; Arthropoda; Insecta; Coleoptera; Staphylinidae
Product: pre-piRNA 3'-exonuclease trimmer-like
Exons: 5
Coding region: 29-1672 (547 amino acids)
Biological process (GO): nuclear-transcribed mRNA poly(A) tail shortening
Cellular component (GO): cytoplasm; endoplasmic reticulum
Molecular function (GO): RNA binding; poly(A)-specific ribonuclease activity
Source: RefSeq, a predicted model, not a curated record